CGUUGCCGGUAAGCGGGCGGCACCGGCCGGGCUCGGGCGCGCUGCCUGCGGUGUCGGCGCGGGGAGCCGUGCGGGCUGGCCCGGGGAGCUGCGGGCGCGUCCCUGCCCGCCCGGCGGGCCGUCAAGCGGGAGGAGCAGGCGCUGCCGACGGCGACAGGAACAAACUACAUUGAUAUCACCCUUUGAUUUUGGGACUCAAAACUCCAAUAUUAAAGAAAACCAGGAUGAAAUUACUGCUCCUCAGUUAUUCACCAGAACAUUACCAGUACUUUCAAUGAUCUGAUACUGUCUGCUCAGGUACAGGACUCUUCUCAGCCCACUGAUGCCCACGCAUCUUUGUAUUCUCCGAAAAGCAGGUGUUCUUUCCAGCCAGUAGGAAGGUGUGAGACCAGUGCAAUGACAGAAAUGGUGGAGCUGCCAGUGGAGGGGAAUUUCCUGAUAAGAGCUGUCUAUCAAAGCCGCCUUCGCCUCACCAGACUGCUCCUAGAGGGUGGUGCCUACAUCAAUGAGAGCAAUGACAGAGGUGAAACUCCUUUAAUGAUUGCUUGUAGGACAAAACAUGCAGACUCCCAGAGUGUCAGCAAGGCAAGGAUGGUUAAAUACCUACUGGACAACAAGGCUGAUCCAAACAUACAGGACAAAUCUGGAAAGACAGCCUUGAUGCAUGCUUGUUUGGAAAAAGCAGGCCCUGAAGUGGUAUCUCUGCUAUUGAAAAGUGGAGCUGACCCAAGCCUACAAGAUCACUCCAAUUGCUCUGCACUUGUGUAUGCAAUAAAUGCUGAGGACAAAGAGACCCUGGAAAUUCUUCUCAAUGCCUGCAGGGCGCGAGGAAAGGAAGUGAUCAUCAUCACAAUGGACAAGUCCCCAUCGGGAAGGCAGAAAACUAAGCAGUACUUAAACGUGCCUCCUACAGACCUUGAGGAAUGCCAUUCCCCAACUGCUUGCACUUCCCCAUCGGAAAUAGAACUGACUACGUCUCCACUCCCACUUUCAAGUUUGAAUGAAUCUAAAAAAGCACUAUUCAGCUUUAAAGAGCUGGAUCAUCCACGAUGCGUGGACAACUCAUCUCAAACAGUUUCACUGUCAAGAAAAUCCAGCUCAACAAAAGUAGGGUCCAGGCUGGGACAAGUGCAGCAGCUACGGUCUGAGCCUUGGAUAAAGAGCUCCCCAUCCCUAUUUCACCAGAAUAAAAUUACCUCUUUACAAGAACUUCAGGAUAUUACUCCAGAAGAAGAGUUCUGUUUUAAAACCAAUGGCCUUGACUAUUCGAAAAGAUUCAUCACCAGGCACCAAAGUAUUGACAUAAAAGACACUGCUCCUUUAUUUAAAACCUUCGCUCAAACUGCAUCAGGGAAAUCAUCAUAUGAUGAUAUAAAAUCUCAGACUCCUUGUGUUGGAGAGAAACAUAAUCCCAGUGGGAUUCCUACAGGUAAGGAUGCCGUUUCAGGACAAAACAGCUUUAUUUCAAACCUCUGCAGUAUUAUCCAGAAAAGAAAUUUAGGAGCAAAUCACUACAGCUCUGAUUCUCAGUUAACUACUAGUCUAAAUCCUGCUGCUGCUGAAGACAGCAAGCCAGUCAUAGGAAAGAAAAAGAUUUUCUCUCCAUCUCACUCUUUGUUAUCAAGUUCUAGAGAAGUACUGGAGAACAUGCCUCCUAUUACUCUGACCAAGAGAAAUCAAGCUUUUUUAGAAAGACAGGGUUCAGGAGCCUUAUUGUUGGAUCAUAUUGCUCAGACAAGACCAGGUUUUCUUCCACCACUAAAUGUGAAUCCUCACCCCCCAAUUCCAGAUACUACUUUCAUAAAGAGGGUUUCUGGCAUGAUUUCUUGUGGACAGAAAUACUUAGUACCAGCAGCACCUGCCUUCCCUAGGGAGACUGAAAAUACAAAAAUGCUACAAAGGAGGCAGUCAUUACAGACUGAGCAGAUUAAGCAAUUAGUGAACUUUUAACAGGGGAUUAAAGGGAUACAAAAUAUUUAUGAUGUGUACAUAUUCACUGUGCUACCCGAUUGUAAUAAUAUAUACCACAAAAGGUCUGUGAUGUAAAGUGCUCUGCCUUGGAAUGAGUUAAAUAGUUUAGAGACUACAUGGAAAGAUACACUUAACUAAUGAUGAUGCUUUCUGCAAACUGAGGAAUAUUUGUUAUAUUGUUUUCAGAAUGUUUUUGACUUCAGCACUGACAUGUCUGUGACAGGCUGAACCCACAGUGGGUCUUAGGCACUGCAGUUCUCAUUUUAGAUUGGAAAUACCCUCCCCAAACACCUACUCUUUCUGCACCCAGAAAGGUGAUACAUGCAAAAUUUGGGAACCUGAAACAUUUGACUGCAAUGCUGGACACCAGACUGACACUGACUGCGUUGUGCAAUACCCAGAAAUCCCAGACACAACCAGUGUGCAAAAAGGGUGGGCAGUGGCAAGUGUACCUAAGCAGUGCCUUCUGGCUUCAGUAGCUUUACUGCAUGUAAACAGACAAUAUAUAGAGUCAAUAAAAUUUGUGUUGCAGAACUCUAUCACAUACAUAGCGAUGCCCAGGGAAUUACAGGUAAAGACUGGGAGCCUGUUUUAGACACCUUGCUGCCCACUGGAGGUCGGUGUGAUACACAGAGCACUGGAGAGCUCAAGUUCAGCACACAGCGACCAGGAGCAGAGUUGCAGAGUUGAGAAGCCAGCACAGCAAGAAGUCCUGAAUAAUCUCAUGCAAAAUGACCAAACCCCUCUUGCACUGUCCAUUAGGCAUGUCAGUCAAGUCACACUUCUCAAACUAUUGGAUUGCUGGAAUCUGCUUAUUUAAAAAGCAUAAGGGUGGGGGGAGGCAUUACUCUCUGUAGUUCUAGACUUCCCCUCUUCCCACCCCACCCCCCCCCAGGAAAAAAAAAUCACUGUAUCAUGCAGGAUCUCCUUCUCCCCUGUCACAGGCCUGGGCUUCUUUUCAAGAAUAAUACAAAUGGUGGGACACAUCCAGAUGUCUUGAUCAGCAAGGACACUUCACAAACAUGCUUAAGAGCAAGCAAGAGCUCUGUCCUGCUCAGAGCUAAAAAAAAAAAAGAAAUCCAACAGCUAUGAUACUCAUCUGGUAGAUUAAGUCCUCACUUUGCCCAAUUUGAAGCAGAGGACUGAGUUUCUUACAGAUGAGAUACACUCAUUUGCAUCCAAGUUAUUGCAUAUUUUUAAGUAUCUCUAAAAAUGUAUUCUUUUCCAUUUAGUGUUCUGUGAUUCCAAACAUAUACCUUGUCUUGUGUAUAUUCCAUAGAUGCUUGAUUUCAGGUAUUGCAUUUAGCAUUUUAGCAUUCAUCUUCUGAAGACUGAGAAAUAUUGAAUGUGUUCUGUCAUAAUUUUCAGAAAUUGUAUUGAAAUUGUGUCUGUAUUACAUGUACUUCUGUAUACUGAAAUACUUUUUUUUUUCUGAAAAUACACAGUGGCUACUAUCUGCAUUCUUGCAGCUUCAGUCAAGAUUCACUCAGCCUGACACUGCCUAACAAAUUACUGUAAUGCUAUUUAGCUUUGCCCUAGUAUAAGACAAUUUCAAACAGAUGAUAAAGAUACAGUCUCUGUAAAUACCUUUUUAUGUAAAAAUAUAAAAAUAUCCUAAAGUCUGUAUCAUGCAUAUUUUGAAGAAGGGAACAUCUGACAUCUGGAAAGUAAAUGAGUAUGGUUUACAUCUCUGCACAGCAGAGGUGCAUGUCAAAUGCUGAUAUGAAAUUACAAAUUUAAAUCUUGAAAUCAAUUUUGUGACAAAAUCUCUCCAAUCUCUAGUGAUGACUGACAGAAGGCAGAUGAUCUUACUGUUGAUUCUCUGGUCAAGCUCUCAGAAGUGGCUAGAAUAAGCAAAGAUGCAAAUCUGUAUUGCAAUCUUAAAAAUUAAUUCUUCCCCACAGUGAGCUGUACUACACUAUUGUGUUUGUCUUAUUUGGAUGUGAUUGUCACACUUGUUUAGUUCCUUACCCUUCAAGAGUCAGUACCAGUCACAAAAAUGUUGGUUUUUAAAUUAGAGAUGGACUAUUCAUCCACUGAAAGACUCCUGGUCAUUUAUGGAUUGGCUGUCAGGCUCUAGUCUCUGCACAUAUAAAAACAAAAAGCAUUCACUAUGUUAAAAAAAAAAAAAAAAUCACCAAGAUGAGGAGGUUCCAAAAGUGAAGUUACAUAUACUUCAGAGCUAUUAAAUACUGGUAGAAACAUGGUGAAGGUGAUAGAGCCAAAUAUGGUCCAUUCAGGUUGUGCCUCUUACUUCAGGAGAUGUUGCUGGAUCGGCAUCUGUGUAUACCAGGUAGAAACAAGGAUUACAUGGAAAUCCCUUUAUGGCAGAGAUAUUUAUGUGGAACACACGUCAGUACUGUUAAAUGGGUACAAACUGGUCCCUACAAACACCACAUGCAAUAUACUUUUUAAAUGUUUUUAUUAUAAAUGUAAAUGGCAAUUUGUAGACCAUUCAUCUCAUAAUGAAGUUAAACAUUUGAAGCUAAAAAUAUAUCUUUAAAAAAACACAAUUAUUUUUUACAAAAAAUCAACUGACAGAUCAGAUGUUCUAACUGGUAUCUUUGCUGAUGGUACAAAGCCCAAUUUCUGCUGUAUUGAUUUUAAAAUUAAUUAAGUGUAUCGGAUUACUGGUCCCUCAACUGAAACAGUAAUGUUUUUACAAAGUGGUCAGACAUUGGAGGAAAAUGGCAAAUGUCUUGAGAAGUUCUUCUGUGGUGUUGCUAGUAUUUUGUGCUUAAUUUUGAUGCAGAAGUAAGUAAUGUGAAAGGUAAACAUCAAUAUUUAUUGUUGCAUCAAUGUUACAAGUGACCUUCAAAGGAGAAACAAUUCAGCUUUGUUCUCUUGAUGUUGUUAUGAUGCAUAAAUAAAAGUUAUUUUUUCCCCCCAUUCAGGGAAUAUGGAAA
Molecule: messenger RNA, 4877 nt
Organism: Tyto alba (common barn owl)
Lineage: Eukaryota; Metazoa; Chordata; Aves; Strigiformes; Tytonidae
Gene: ANKRD34B
Product: ankyrin repeat domain 34B
Exons: 4
Coding region: 397-1950 (517 amino acids)
Molecular function (GO): protein binding
Source: RefSeq, a predicted model, not a curated record